Messenger RNA from Sparassis crispa, 741 nucleotides. RefSeq lists its product as hypothetical. Bases 1 to 741 code for a protein of 246 amino acids. The record is from RefSeq and is a predicted model, not a curated record. Lineage: Eukaryota; Fungi; Basidiomycota; Agaricomycetes; Polyporales; Sparassidaceae. The transcript has 3 exons.
AUGGCGACCCAGUACCCUUCAGGCCCAGUCUUCUCCCCGUUGCCCUCCUUCUCUUCACCGCCAUCACCGUCCUCACCGUCCUCGCCCUCACCGUCAGCGACGUCCUCGAGCGGUGAUGGCUCGACACGCACAAACACCACCACGGUCAUGUUCAGCUUCAUCAUCGUCUUCCUGGGCACCUUUGGCGCGUUAAUGAUCGGCGGCGCCUCGUGGUAUCGCUGGAAGGCGCAGCGACGCCUGCGUGGGCGACUGGAGCUGGAGAGCAGCCGCGCAGAGGCCUACAGGCCCAAGCCGGAGCUUUGGGAGGUCGCGAUAACGGGCGCGCCACCGACUUCUGCCGUGGGGCAUCAACAUUCACCAUGGGAGUCCUUACAUCCAUUGGCAGUCUCACUCGACGUCGAGGCGUGCGAACUUACCCGCUCGGACACUCUCCGGACACCCACCGCCGAGAGUCUCUUCAGCGCCACAGGAAACUUCAUUCUCCCAUCGCGGCCUCUCUGGUACUUAUCUCCGCACGCGAAAGAGCGGCCGAGCAUGUCCUUCUCUUAUCCCGUGCAGCGUGCACAGGUCGCCGUGCUGAUAGCUAUGCCCUCCCGGUGUCUGCCCCGCACUGCUCCGCUUGGUGAUGCGGUGGGCGAGACCGCGGCUGCUCCGGCUGUCUUGGAGGCUCUGUCCGGGCUUGCAAUUGGGACUGCACAUGUCACAUAUAUGGAUGAUGAUGCAUCACUGUCAGUGGGCUGA